CCCGCCACCAUGACUUCCAGCAAGAUAGAGAUGCCCGGCGAGGUGAAGGCCGACCCGGCCGCCCUCAUGGCGUCCCUGCACCUCCUGCCGUCGCCCACGCCCAACCUCGAAAUCAAGUACACCAAGAUCUUUAUAAACAACGAGUGGCAGAACUCAGAGAGUGGGAGAGUGUUCCCUGUCUAUAAUCCAGCCACAGGAGAACAGGUGUGCGAAGUUCAAGAAGCAGACAAGGCAGAUAUAGACAAAGCAGUGCAGGCAGCCCGCCUGGCUUUCUCUCUUGGUUCAGUGUGGAGAAGGAUGGAUGCUUCAGAAAGAGGACGUCUGUUGGAUAAGCUUGCAGACUUGGUGGAACGGGACAGGGCAGUUCUUGCAACCAUGGAAUCCCUAAAUGGUGGCAAACCAUUCCUGCAAGCUUUUUAUGUGGAUUUGCAGGGCGUCAUCAAAACCCUUCGAUAUUACGCAGGCUGGGCUGAUAAAAUUCAUGGGAUGACCAUUCCUGUAGAUGGAGACUAUUUUACCUUUACAAGACAUGAACCCAUUGGAGUGUGUGGACAGAUCAUCCCAUGGAACUUCCCCCUGCUGAUGUUUGCCUGGAAAAUUGCUCCAGCCUUGUGCUGUGGCAAUACAGUAGUUAUUAAGCCAGCAGAGCAAACACCACUCAGUGCACUCUACGUGGGAGCCCUCAUCAAGGAGGCUGGCUUUCCUCCUGGGGUCGUCAAUAUUUUGCCAGGAUACGGGCCAACAGCUGGGGCAGCAAUAGCUUCUCACAUUGGCAUAGACAAGAUUGCGUUCACAGGGUCUACUGAGGUUGGAAAGCUUAUCCAAGAAGCAGCUGGAAGAAGUAAUUUGAAGAGAGUAACUCUGGAACUUGGAGGCAAAAGUCCUAAUAUUAUUUUUGCUGAUGCUGAUUUGGACUAUGCUGUGGAGCAGGCCCACCAGGGUGUGUUCUUCAAUCAAGGCCAGUGCUGCACUGCAGGCUCUCGCAUCUUCGUGGAGGAGUCCAUCUAUGAGGAGUUUGUGAGAAGAAGCGUGGAGCGGGCCAAGAGGCGCAUAGUGGGGAGUCCCUUUGACCCCACCACUGAGCAGGGUCCCCAGAUUGAUAAGAAACAGUACAACAAGAUCUUGGAACUCAUCCAGAGUGGUGUGGCUGAGGGCGCCAAACUGGAAUGUGGAGGCAAAGGACUGGGCCGAAAGGGGUUUUUCAUUGAGCCCACGGUGUUUUCAAAUGUCACUGAUGAUAUGCGGAUUGCCAAGGAGGAGAUCUUUGGCCCUGUUCAGGAAAUUUUGAGAUUUAAGACGAUGGAUGAAGUUAUUGAAAGAGCCAAUAACUCAGACUUCGGACUCGUAGCAGCCGUCUUUACUAAUGACAUCAACAAGGCCCUCACAGUAUCUUCUGCAAUGCAAGCUGGGACUGUUUGGAUCAAUUGCUACAAUGCCUUAAAUGCCCAGAGCCCCUUUGGGGGAUUCAAGAUGUCUGGAAAUGGGAGAGAAAUGGGAGAAUUCGGCUUGCGGGAGUACUCAGAAGUUAAGACUGUGACAGUAAAGAUUCCCCAGAAGAACUCCUAAGAAGGCCAAGAAGGAAGAUGAAGCCCAGCCUGCACGUCUCUCCCUCUCUGCUUUCUCUGUAGGGCCCAGCUCUCAGGAAUACACAGCUGAGCCACGGUCCUUAUUUAAAGAUUGAAAAGAUAACAUGUAGGCCAGGCAGGUCACUGCACAACUAAAGCAAACCAGCCGGGCACAGUUUUUUGGCACUCUGUAAGGGGCCACCUUAAUCAUACCAAAUAUUGGGGAAAGUGGGAUAAAAGGAAGAGGAGGAGCUAGCAGAUACUUCCGGUAUGUCUUUCUGGAGCACAGGAUGAAAUAAGGGAGCUGUAUUAUUUCAUGCCUUUGUCACAAAGAACUUUCCUCUUAAGGAAAGGUGACCUUUCUACUGUCUUCAUUUUCCUCCUUUCAGGCCCUCUUCACUCACCCACCCCCCGCUCUCUUCCAAGGAGAUCUCAGCUGAGCUCAUUUUGGGGCAGAUGUUUGGGCCGGGAACAAUUUUCCAAGGUUUUAAAGCCAAAUUACCAUUUCAUGUUAUCCGUUUCUUCAAAGCAAAACAUGAA
Messenger RNA from Mandrillus leucophaeus (drill), 2105 nucleotides. It is a transcript of the gene ALDH1A2, whose product is annotated as aldehyde dehydrogenase 1 family, member A2. The transcript is spliced from 13 exons. The coding region runs from base 10 to 1566 and encodes 518 amino acids. The record is from RefSeq and is a predicted model, not a curated record. Gene Ontology annotation, molecular function: aldehyde dehydrogenase (NAD+) activity. Lineage: Eukaryota; Metazoa; Chordata; Mammalia; Primates; Cercopithecidae.